Ziziphus jujuba (common jujube) is the source of this 790-nucleotide messenger RNA. Its product is annotated as calmodulin-like protein 11. Gene Ontology annotation, molecular function: enzyme regulator activity; calcium ion binding. Bases 114 to 563 code for a protein of 149 amino acids. The transcript has 4 exons. The record is from RefSeq and is a predicted model, not a curated record. Lineage: Eukaryota; Viridiplantae; Streptophyta; Magnoliopsida; Rosales; Rhamnaceae.
AAGCUAGCUUUGGCUUUGCAUUAUAUAUAUUGCUUUCCAGGCCAUUCCCAGAUUGAGAUAUCCUCUCAGUCCUCUUGUACAUAUAGUAGCGUGGAUUUGUAAAUACAAAACAAAUGGCAGAUGUUUUAAGUGAAGAACAGAUUGCGGAGUUUCAGGAAGCUUUCUGUCUCUUUGACAGAGAUGGAGAUGGGUGCAUAACUAUUGACGAAUUGGCAACUGCCAUUAAGUCAUUGGACCAAAAUCCCACCGAAGAAGAAUUGAAAAACAUGAUCAGCGAAGUUGAUGCUGAUGGCAACGGAACCAUAGAGUUUGGGGAGUUUCUGAAUCUAAUGGCCAGGAAAAUGAAGGAAAAUGAAGCUGAAGAGGAAUUGAAAGAAGCUUUUAGGGUGUUUGACAAGGACCAAGAUGGUUACAUUUCACCUAAUGAGCUGAGACACGUAAUGAUAAAUCUUGGAGAGAGACUAACAGAUGAAGAGGUAGAUCAAAUGAUCAGAGAAGCUGAUUUGGAUGGUGAUGGUUUGGUCAAUUAUGAGGAAUUUGUGAGAAUGAUGUUAGCCGUUUGAUCUACCUAAACAUUUCUUUUAAUCUAUAUAUAUUGGCCUAUGUUUAUGAAGUCUGUUCGUGUUGGUCAAUGGUCAUCACUCCUGUAAUUUUUGUUUUACUUUUUAUUUUUUAUUUUUUAGGGGUCUAUCUACUCCAAGUCAUAGAAUUGCAUUGUGGAGUAAUGAAAUAGUUGAAGCCUAGUCCAUUACCUUAAUAUAUAAAUAAAGAUAAAAUACUUUAAUAUAUA